CAAUUUUUCUUCGAAUUUUUCAUCGAUCAUCUGGUAUUUAUUCGAUCAGUACGUUCUCGUCUUCUCGACCUCAGUUUGAUACAGUAGUUUGGGAAGAUGUUGUCUCUGUGCAUUGUAGCAUUAGUUGCCAUAGCCAUUUCACAUUGGAUUUAUAGGUGGAGAAAUCCCAGAUGCAGUGGCAAACUUCCACCUGGUUCAAUGGGUUUGCCACUCAUAGGAGAGAGCUUACACUUCUUCAGUCCCAGCACCUCUUUCGAUGUCUCUCCAUUCAUCAGGAAAAGGACGGAAAGAUUUGGGCCAAUAUUCAAGACUAGUUUGGUGGGACGACCGCUUAUAGUAUCGACGGAUCCAGAUUUCAAUCACUAUAUCUUCCAACAAGAGAAUAAGUUGUUUCAAAGCUGGUAUCCAGAUUCCGUCAGAGAGAUUCUUGGCCGAGAAAAUAUGGCUGUGUUGCAUGGGUUUCUUCACAUAUACGUCAAGAAAAUGGUGCUUAACCUUGUUGGCCCUGAAAACCUGAAAAACAUGCUGCCUGAAAUUCAACAAGUAGCAGAAAGAACAUUGCAGCAAUGGUCAUGUGCAGACAGCAUAGAACUGAAAGAAGCAUCUGCAAGUAUGAUUUUUGGUCUCACUGCAAAGAAGCUCAUCAGUUAUGAUUCAAAUAAGUCGAAUGAAGAUAUAAAGGGAAACUUUGAUGCAUUCAUGAGCGGACUCAUAUCGUUUCCUUUGGACGUCCCUGGAACAGCUUUUCACGAGUCUUUAAGGGGUAGGAAAAGAGUGUUGAGCACACUGAAAAGCAUGCUACAGGAAAGACGAGCAAAGUUAAUGAAGCGGCCAAUAGAUUUUUUCGAUUACGUGAUUGAGGAACUUGACAAGGAUGGAACACUCCUGACAGAGGGAAUGUCGUUAGAUUUGAUGUUUUUGCUACUCUUCGCCAGCUUUGAAACAACGUCGGUAGCUAUGACUUUAGCCCUCAAGUUUCUUUCAGACCACCCUCUGGUUCUGAAACAACUAACGGAAGAGCAUGAAAUGAUUUUAGAACAAAGGGUUGAUGCUGAUUCUGGACUUACUUGGGAAGAAUACAAAUCAAUGACUUUCACAUUUCAGUUCAUCAAUGAAACGGUUAGACUUGCUAAUAUAGUUCCGGGCAUCUUCCGCAAGACUAUGAGCCAAAUUAGUUUCAAGGGACACACCAUUCCAGCUGGUUGGACGGUUAUGGUUUGUCCCCCAGCAAUGCACUUGAAUCCAGCAAAAUAUGAGAAUCCUCUGGAUUUCAAUCCAUGGAGAUGGGAGAUGGGGGAGUACCAUUUAUUACAGGGAACGGGGAAAAAUGGUGCAUCCAAAAACUUCAUGGCUUUCGGUGGUGGCAUGAGAUUCUGCGUUGGGGCAGACUUUGCCAAGGUGCAGAUAGCUGUAUUCCUCCAUUGCUUGCUUACCAAGUACAGGUGGAAAGCAAUUAGAGGAGGAAAUAUAGUUCGAACUCCUGGUAUACAAUUUCCUGAUGGUUUCCACAUCCAGAUACUGAAGAAAGAUAUAUGUUAGAAACAUGAAACUGCAUCUCUACGCGGAGCGAAGUUAUUAUGGAAUCCUUAUUGAUUUCUGGAAGCCUAGAGUCUUAAUUUUGAAUAAUAUUAUGUAAUAAUGUGAUGACUCUUAUAAUAAGUUAUAGUUUUGAAAAGGUUUAAGUAGUAAUGGUUUUAUUUAUUAUCAUAAGAUUGGUGAACAUUGAUAUUAAAGGCUAAGUUGAUUGUAAUGAUGUAUUGGAAUAAUGUACAGUAUUUCCUACUUAC
Molecule: messenger RNA, 1787 nt
Organism: Fragaria vesca subsp. vesca
Lineage: Eukaryota; Viridiplantae; Streptophyta; Magnoliopsida; Rosales; Rosaceae
Product: cytochrome P450 87A3-like
Exons: 9
Coding region: 97-1539 (480 amino acids)
Biological process (GO): sterol metabolic process
Molecular function (GO): oxidoreductase activity, acting on paired donors, with incorporation or reduction of molecular oxygen; heme binding; monooxygenase activity
Source: RefSeq, a predicted model, not a curated record